UUAUCUAUCUACUGCUCUCAACUUUCCUGUCGGUUUCCCUUGCCAUGUGUCCAACCAAAACUUAGCUAACAUUCAGUCAUCACAUGCGUCGGUUUUUUUUUGGCAGAAAGAUAAGAAGUGCAGAGGUAUCGGACCAUGUUCGAAAGUGAACGCACUCACGUCUGGUGAUACUUUUAGUAAUUAACCGAAAAACUGCAUCGCGUUGAUAACAAACCUAUUCAAUGAUACGGGUGUCACAUCAAACAUCAUAAAAGUGUGAUAAAGGAACGUAUAAAAACCCUCCGGGUCAAGAUGAACAGUAUCCAUUGUUGAACAGUAGCUUCCUCAAGAUGAUCAAGAGUGCCGUCCUUCUUUUGGCUGCGGUCGCGGUCAGCUCUGCAGUACCGAUUGACGUGUACCGAGGCGCGUACGGCGUUGACAAGUGGCCGUACUACAGCAGGAGCUAUUCCGGCGAUUACCUGAGAACCAUCUUGGGCGGCUACGGUUCAGACUACGGAUACGGAUACGGCUACGGACACCCGUUCUACAAACGCUACGGUUACGGAUACGGCAAGAUCGGAGGAAAAUGGGACGACACAUACGACAUUUACAGCACCAUUGGGGACGAGUACCGCAGGGGCGUGUACGAUGAGGUCGUACCUGAGGUCUGGAGGAAAUUCGGAGCCUCUGGCGACAUCUACAGCACCCUGAAGAAGCACCAAAUCGGCGACCUGCUGGACCUCAACGACAAGCACACCCUUCAACAGGUCCACCUCAUGCAAGGCCAGCACUUGUUGCGCGACCUGAAGACCGAACAGCUCGCUCAGGUGUUGGAGGACAAAGAGGUCCUCGAUCGUCUUGACCUUGUGCAACAGAUGGAGAUUCAGAAGCAAAAGGAGAGGCUCGAGAUGCUGCAAUGGCUGCAGAAACUGCAAUUGGACCAGGUGCACACCAUCGACGAUGCCAAGAUGACUGCUUACGGAUACCCCGCUGCUUACUGGUUCAGAACGAUGAAGGGUAUCCACGGAUACGGCCCAUACAGCACUGGUUACAAAUAUGGGAGCUACUACCCCUACUCCGCCGGAAUCGACUCCGUCUACCCCUACUACGGAAUCCGCGGUGGAGUGUACUAAGCUGGUGAUUCCUGAUUUUUUAUACUUUUAAAGAGUUGUUGACUGAUCUGUUUUUCGCAUUAAAUAAAAAGUAGUUUUUAUUACAA
Acanthoscelides obtectus is the source of this 1198-nucleotide messenger RNA. The record is from the annotation of a GenBank genome assembly. Lineage: Eukaryota; Metazoa; Arthropoda; Insecta; Coleoptera; Chrysomelidae.